AUGAAGCUUUCAAUAAUACAGGCAGAAAUUUCUUUACUCAAUCAUGAUCUUAAGAAUCUUGAGCCUACUGAUGACAUUUCUACUACAAGAUCUACUAGUCAGCAGCUUAAACAAGAAAAAGACUGUGAGCAAGACAAUAAAGCAAUUAUUUCAAAGUAUGCAGACCUAAAUGUGCAAGAUGACUCUGCUGUAAAGACAGGAGCCAAGACUGCUAUUACUACAGCUAUUAGUAAAAAGUUUCAAGACAAUAUUGAAAUUGGUUCUACCAAUGAAGAUGUUGACAUCAAUUUUGAGAAGAACACCAACAAUACCAUCAAAAUCAUGAACAAGAUUAUUUGUGGAAUUAGCUCCAAUAUUUCUUUGCCUUCUAUGAAUAAAGACACAAGAAAAGUCUUACUUGAAGAGUUUACCAAAAAUGCUGUUGAUAUCAAAAUAUCAUUUGUGGAAAAGCACAGAUCUAAUAAUAGACUAAUAGUUAACACUAAACAUCUGGAACACCUUAAAAUGAGUGACAAUGAUGACAACAAUGAAGAUUUCAUUAAGAAUACCAGCAAAACUCUCUUUAAGCUGAAUCACAUGCUCAAUACAACUGGAGCAGAAGCUCCAGAUUAUCUUACUACUUGUUCUGACUUGAAUGUGGACCCUGAUAACCUAAUGGUUGCAAAUCUUAUACUGAAAUCUUGGCAAGUUAUCAGAGUUGCUUGA
Coccidioides immitis RS is the source of this 705-nucleotide messenger RNA. RefSeq lists its product as uncharacterized. The coding region runs from base 1 to 705 and encodes 234 amino acids. The record is from RefSeq and is a predicted model, not a curated record. The transcript has 2 exons. Lineage: Eukaryota; Fungi; Ascomycota; Eurotiomycetes; Onygenales; Onygenaceae.